CCGAAAGGGACAAAGCGGUCAAGAAGAUGGAUGGAUGGAUGAAAAAUGUACAGAACGCUUACAGUUUGAAAAUCCAUGGAGGACAGUGACUUGGACGCCUGAGGAAAGGAAGAAGUUGAUGGAGAAAAUUAAAUCCUACAAACAUCCAAAAAGCUCCUUGUUCAACGCUCGGAUUUUAGUUGUUGGAGCAGUUGGAGCUGGAAAGUCCAGCUUCUUCAAUUCUUUCAAGUCUGUAUUUAGAGGUCAUGUCACCAACCAGGGCAUGGCUGGAAAUCUAUCCGGCAAAAGCCUGACAACACAGUUUUGCAGCUUUACUGUGAAGCCUGAACCUGAAGGUGAAUCUCUGCCACUCGUCAUUUGUGAUACCAUGGGACUGGAGGCAGACGAGGAGAGGGGGAUUCAUAUUGAUGAUAUCACUAACGUCAUCAAUGGUCAUGUACUUGAAGGUUAUCAGUUCAACCCCUCUGUUCCUCUGAAACGUGACGCUCACGGUUUCCGCAAGAAUCCAAAACUCAAAGACAAGAUCCACUGUGUGGCUUAUGUCGUAGAUGCCACCAAUGUCUCCAUCAUGCCCCAAAAUAUGGAGAAGAAACUGAAAGCUACCCGCAAGACAGUCAACUCGUCACGGGUCCCUCAGCUGGUGUUGCUCACUAAGAUAGAUGAAGCCUGCCCUCUGGUGAAAAAAAAUAUCAGAAAAGUCUACAAGAGCACGUACAUCAAGGAAUUAAUGCAGGAGGCUUCCGCUCGGGUCGGUGUACCUUUGUCCUGCGUUGUUCCAGUGAAGAACUACAGUGAGGAGCUGGAAUUAGACAUGAACACAGACAUCCUGCUGCUCCAUGCAGUUGUUCAGAUACUUCGCCUUCUGGAUGACUUCUUUGAUGAGCCCAGAGGCUGAAUGACUGAAUUACUGCUAUCCUCCUCUUAGCCUUUUCGCUGUUCCCAUCAGAGAUAACUACAGCAAAUCAUGUCUCCAUCUGAUCCUAUCCUCUUCUCUUCAGGCUCUUCACUCAUAGCAACAAUCCUUAUGUCCUUCCUAUAUGUACAUUCACGUAUCUUCUUUUUGGCCUUCCUCUUCACUUUACAGCAAAUAUGGGUUGACUGUAAUUCUUGUGUCAGAAAUUAUUUUCACAGCUGAAUGAGUUUAAAUAUUUGGGUAUUGUAUUUUUAGGGUUGAGUGUAAGAUUGAUCAAUACAUCAUUGUGAUGUCUGCAGUAAAAUAUACUAUUCCAGAUUGUCAUUUAAUAAAGCUUUGGUUUGUUAAA
This is a messenger RNA of Oryzias melastigma (Indian medaka), 1262 nucleotides long. RefSeq names its product interferon-induced protein 44-like. The transcript is spliced from 7 exons. The record is from RefSeq and is a predicted model, not a curated record. Lineage: Eukaryota; Metazoa; Chordata; Actinopteri; Beloniformes; Adrianichthyidae. Bases 35 to 895 code for a protein of 286 amino acids.